AUGGGUUGCAAAGAAUACGGCGCAGGCAAACGCUUCAAAUGUCUAAACUGUGAUUUUGAGAUGCAUGAGUUCUGUGCCUUGGCUCCUCCAUCUGUGAAGAACCACUCUCUUCACACCCAACACCCUCUCGUCUUCCAUACCAAACCUGGUGGGUAUUUGCGUGGGAACUGCGAUGUGUGUGCCAGGGCCACGAAAGGAUAUGCUUUCCGUUGUAGUACUUGUAACUUCGUGAUGCAUCCAUGCUGUGCUCAGCUUUCCUGGGAAAUGAACUUUCCAGUGCAUUCCCACACUCUAAAAGUGUUAUCAUCGACGAUUUCAGCAAGUGGAGAUUCAGAUUUGAAUUGUGAUGAGUGUAAGAGGAAGAAGUCUGGAUGGGUUUAUGGUUGUAGGCUUUGUUCAUAUAACCUUCAUGCAGUUUGUGCUAAAAACAUAGUUAAUGGACUUUAUGCCCAAGGCAUCAAGGCCCCUGAAAAGCCUAGUAAGUUUGGGCGAGCGGUCGGUGUUGCAUCUCAUGUGAUGUUAGGGUUUAUUGGAGGACUUCUUGAAGGUGUUGGAGAAGGAGUUGGACAAGCUAUAUUUGAUACUGUUGUGGCUAAAGAAGCUCCAACAGAAGAGGAAUAA
Molecule: messenger RNA, 621 nt
Organism: Telopea speciosissima
Lineage: Eukaryota; Viridiplantae; Streptophyta; Magnoliopsida; Proteales; Proteaceae
Exons: 2
Coding region: 1-621 (206 amino acids)
Source: RefSeq, a predicted model, not a curated record